Molecule: messenger RNA, 791 nt
Organism: Macrosteles quadrilineatus (aster leafhopper)
Lineage: Eukaryota; Metazoa; Arthropoda; Insecta; Hemiptera; Cicadellidae
Product: cuticle protein 67-like
Exons: 2
Coding region: 40-552 (170 amino acids)
Source: RefSeq, a predicted model, not a curated record
GUCAGUUGUACCAACACAACACCGCUCAACUCCAACACAAUGGCUUUCAAGCUGAUCGUUCUCGCCGCCGCUUUGGCUGUUGCCAACGCAGGCUACCUCGCCGCCCCCGCCUACGCACCCGUUUCGUACGCUGCCCCCGCAUACGCUCCUGCUGCGUACGCCGCCCACGCCUACGCCCCUGCUGCCGUCACCUCCACCUCAGCCAACAUCCUGAGGACCCCCGGCAACCUGGGACAGGUCUCCACCUACACCAAGACCAUCGACACUCCCUACUCUAGCGUGAGCAAGUCUGACGUCCGUGUGAGCAACCCCGGUUACGCAACCUACGCCGCCCCCGCCUACCACGCCCCUCUUGCCUACGCCGCAAAGCCCGUGGCUUACGCUGCCCCCGCUGCCUACGCAGCCCCCGUCGUUAAGGCUGUAGCUCCCGCUUACGCCGCCCCCGUUGCCGCUCCCGUCGCUCACGGUCUCCUCGGUGUUGCCUACUCCGCCGCCCCCGCCGUCGCUCACAUGACCUACACCAACUCCUAUGGCAUCCAGUACGCUUACUAAGGACCUUUUAAACCACGAUCUCCUUCCAUUGUUUCAGCGCUCUAUCAAAAUUCCCGUUCCUAGUGUUAUUUUCCUCUUUUCUCCCACUGUAUAUACUUCUGACUGUUACCGAACUUUAAAUUGACUAUUGCCUGUUCCUUUAUCUUCCAUCCUCUUAUCAUCUGUAUAUAUGUGGAUCUUAUUUAUUUAUUGAUACCUAUUUAUUGUGUAAAUUUAAGUGAAUAAAUUAUCGUCCCAUA